Molecule: messenger RNA, 1122 nt
Organism: Microsporum canis CBS 113480
Lineage: Eukaryota; Fungi; Ascomycota; Eurotiomycetes; Onygenales; Arthrodermataceae
Exons: 5
Coding region: 1-1122 (373 amino acids)
Source: RefSeq, a predicted model, not a curated record
AUGUCGGCGCCUAAGAAGACUUUUACCAAGGAAGACUUUCAACAAGCUCUUAUCUACCUAGACGAAGAGAUUGGAAAGUCAAAAAACUUACGAAAGGCAGCUCCAAUAAAACUCGUGGCGGUCGGCGGUUUUGUUGCAGUGACCUACUUCGAGAAUAGAACGACCACGGAGGAUCUAGACUACAUGGUUGACCCGUCGCUCAAAAAUCUGGAGAAAAUUCGCGAGAAACUUGUUCGGGCAAUCAGUAACGUGGCUGAAAAACAAGGCUACGAUGACGAUUGGGUCAACGAUAGGGUCCAACAGUUUGCUUUUGGUGAUUUUGCUCUGCCUCUGUUCCAGGACUCGGUGGCCCAGAAUGUCGUGUUAUGGGAAGGAAAAAAUCUCCAACUCAAGGGUAUGCAAAGAAGUAUGGAAGCCCUGGCUUUAUCUGAGCCGGAAAUUUUACGCUUAAAAUUAUCCACCGCUGUAGGGACGAAGCCAUCAAUCUCAGUCAAACUUCAUGACGAAAUGCGCAAUCCAAUCAAAGUGAUAACCCGCGGCCACACUCCCUUGAAGCUUCGAUCAAGCGUACGGCGAGUUCGCGCCUGUCCCCAUCCAUGGUCGACUCUCUUUUUUCUCAUUUGGCCCUUUCCGCUGCGGUAUUCCAUACCAGAGCCACUUCUAUCGGUGGAGGAGAUUGAAAAGCAUCCUGAUGUUCUUAAUGAACGACAUUCUGGCAUCCGAAAACUCUACUGUAUUCCAAUCUUCCGCGUCCGUGAUACGCCGUUACGCUCAUUAUAUCGGCUUGUUGAAGAUGUAUGUGCCUCCGACUUCAUCAUGAUGGGCUAUGAGUGUACAUACUUCUUCUUCCACUGCGAGUCUCGAUGGUCGUUGGCUUGCAUCCCGGAUCCUGAAGACAAAGACCCGGUUCGGUAUGCGCUUCUUGCCAGCAUGGUAGAGGCAUUAGUCGAUGCAUUUAACUGGAGACUCGAGCUUGGAAUUCGCAGAGAUAAAUCGUUGGACAGAUCUGAACAGCGCAGCACCAAUUUCACACGAGAAGAAGCGCCGUCGUGGACUUUAAAAGUUGGCCCUGUCGAGAAGCCCCUGACGUUUCUGCUAGAAAUUCGAAGCAUGACAGGUUAA